Molecule: messenger RNA, 268 nt
Organism: Closterium sp. Naga37s-1
Lineage: Eukaryota; Viridiplantae; Streptophyta; Zygnematophyceae; Desmidiales; Closteriaceae
Source: the annotation of a GenBank genome assembly
AUGCCUGCCUUCCGCAUUCCGCCUCUUCCGCAUUCCGCCUCCUCCGCAUUCCGCCUCCUCCGCCACUUUCCACCCCGCUUCCGCAUCCACCCUCUUCCGCAUCCCCCCUUUUCCGCAUCCCCACCCCCCAUUCCCCUUCCUCUGCUUCCUCCCUCCGCUCCCCUCUUCCGCAUUUCCCCUCGGUAUUUAAUCUUUUACCGUUUUCUCCUCUUCCGCCCUCCCCCUCCCGUCCCCUCCCUUCCCAUCCCAUCCCCUCUCACCAGGUGGG